Molecule: messenger RNA, 1056 nt
Organism: Dissoconium aciculare CBS 342.82
Lineage: Eukaryota; Fungi; Ascomycota; Dothideomycetes; Mycosphaerellales; Dissoconiaceae
Exons: 1
Coding region: 321-653 (110 amino acids)
Source: RefSeq, a predicted model, not a curated record
GUUCCGCGAUGACGCUGGGCCGCUCACCAUUCGAUAGGCGAGUUUUGCUUCACAAUUUGAGCACGACGACCAAGCCGAAUCAACUAGAUCCAUCCAUGGAUUGCUUCACCCACGGGGACCACGUGACCAUAUGAUUCUCGACACCAAAGGUACCCUACCCAGCUUGCCGGUAGCUUGGCUCGUUGGCAUGAGCUUCUCGCUCGGUGGAACUUCACUGCGUUGAUCUAUCACCCUGCAAUUCGCGUCAACGACAGAAGUAUCAUCUGGGCCGCUUCGACGCAGUGCAAGUGCACUCUUCCGCAGCUCCAUUACAAAUCAAAAUGGAAGCCACCCAGCCGCAUGAUCAGUCGAGUGCCAUCGAUUCGGAAAGUGUCCGCGUCUGCAUUCGAAUACCACUAAAAUACAUUCCCGGCGCCAUUCUUCGACGCCCUGUCACACUUGGUGAGAUGUUUUGCGAGACCCAUCUCAACCGCAAUUUCGAAGCGGCGAGUGGCCGCGAUCAUGUCACUAUUCCACCAGGUUUCGACUCUGAGAAUGAUGUGAAGCGCUGGUUCAUCUUCGAUUUCAAUGUGAAAGGGCUCGUGAGGCGCUCAGACUUGCGGCAAAUACGCCAUGAAUGUUACCUUGGGUGCCAAAAGGACGGAAAGUUGUAGGUGCUGUGAAAACAAUAGGCUUUUGACUCACCGACUGAUUUGUUAGAAUUUUUGUUCCAAAGUCUGGAUCGAACGAAGCCGUCUUCAAGUACGUAGAAACGUAUGCGUGGGGUGGGUUGAGGGAGGAACCUGUAAGGAUAAUCAAAUUGGAAAUUCCGCCACAGGGGUAGUCGUCAUUGUCGUUCUCGGGGUAUUACGUCGCGUGCAGGGUUUUAUGAAGGCCGCACUAGAUCUCUUCGUGUCGCUGAGAUUGGCAUAUUAUCCAGCAUCUGCAAUGCAGCCUUGAACUCAUGAAAGUAUCUAGCUUCCUCGUAUAUUUAGGCGGGCGCUGGUCUUUCGACUGCGCAAUACUUGGGUAAGUAUGCCCUUGUAAAGUCGUCGCUGUAAUAAUCUCAAGCUACGC